Molecule: messenger RNA, 1930 nt
Organism: Sander lucioperca (pikeperch)
Lineage: Eukaryota; Metazoa; Chordata; Actinopteri; Perciformes; Percidae
Product: V-type proton ATPase subunit C 1-A
Exons: 13
Coding region: 198-1349 (383 amino acids)
Biological process (GO): proton transmembrane transport
Cellular component (GO): lysosomal membrane; vacuolar proton-transporting V-type ATPase, V1 domain
Molecular function (GO): proton-transporting ATPase activity, rotational mechanism
Source: RefSeq, a predicted model, not a curated record
UGUGUGAGGCCUUCCGGUUUCUCUCUGGCAGAUCAGCUGACUCUGAUGCUGCUGUCAGGAGACCUCACCAACUGUAUUGAAUGGAAACUAUGACAAUUAUCAAGCCAUAGAAACGCUAUUAACAGCUAUAGUUUUCACUGCUAACGGCUACGUUGUUGUAUUCACAGUUUUCUCUAGCUGCACCAGUGCUGUAAACCAUGACAGAGUUUUGGUUGAUCUCUGCACCGGGAGAGAAGACCUGCCAGCAAACAUGGGACAUAAUGAUGGCAGCCACCACACGUACCAACAACCUCUCCACCAACCAUAAGUUCAACAUCCCAGACCUCAAGGUGGGGACACUAGAUGUCUUGGUUGGGCUGUCGGAUGAACUGGCCAAAUUAGACUCCUUUGUCGAAAGUGUGGUGAAGAAGGUGGCUCAGUACAUGGCUGACGUGCUGGAAGACAGUCGAGACAAAGUACAGGAGAACCUGCUGGCCAACGGAGUUGAUCUUGUCACCUAUAUCACAAGAUUUCAAUGGGACAUGGCAAAAUAUCCCAUCAAACAGUCCCUUAAAAACAUCGCUGAAAUCAUCUCAAAGCAAGUAACCCAGAUAGACAAUGACUUGAAGACUAGAGCAUCAGCUUAUAACAACCUGAAGGGAAACCUGCAGAACCUAGAAAGGAAAAAUGCGGGGAGCCUGCUGACCAGGAGCCUGGCUGACAUAGUCAAGAAGGAAGACUUUGUACUUGACUCAGAGUACCUCAUCACUCUGCUGGUAGUUGUACCAAAGAUCGCAUACAAUGACUGGCAUAAAACAUAUGAAACGCUGGCUGAGAUGGUGGUGCCACGAUCCUCACAUCUGCUAUUUGAAGACAAUGACAGUGGACUGUUCAGUGUCACUCUUUUUAUGAAAGCCAUCGAUGACUUCAAACACAAAGCCAGAGAGAACAAGUUCACAGUGAGAGACUUCCGGUACAAUGAAGAGGAGAUGAAGGCAGACAAAGAUGAGAUGACACGGCUCUCCACAGAUAAGAAGAAGCAGUUUGGCCCACUUGUCCGAUGGCUGAAAGUGAACUUCAGUGAAGCCUUCAUCACAUGGAUUCACAUCAAAGCACUAAGGGUCUUUGUGGAAUCUGUUUUAAGAUAUGGGCUGCCGGUGAACUUUCAGGCUAUGCUGCUGCAGCCAAGCAAGAAGACGGUAAAGAAGCUGAGGGAGGUACUCAAUGAUCUGUACAAACAUCUGGACAGCAGCGCUGCAGCUAUCAUUGAUUCUGCGAUGGACAUCCCAGGCCUAAACCUGAGCCAGCAGGAGUAUUAUCCUUACGUCUACUACAAGAUCGAUUGCAACCUGUUGGACUUUAAAGUUUAACGCUUGACCCGUUUUGUAUUUAUGUUGAGUGUUGAUUUAGUCUUUCCCGGUACAAACCUCCUUGCUGUCUGUCUGUCAGCUCUCCCUAUCAGCUGCUUGAAUGAAAACGCUGCAUGUUCCUUCAUCGUGGUGAAAGGGCUUAUCAGCAAGCUUCUAUUACUUUAUAACCAAGGGACAAAAAAAGAUUUUUAAUUAUUGUAUUGUUUUUUUUACAGUUUAUUUUUCUUCUCAAGCUACACAGAUUUUUUUUAGCUUUUUUGAUGUGAAAUUGACAAAGAACUCAUGUUGGAAAUAUUGUAAAUUUACUGCGUCAUUCCACAAGUGCUGGUGUGUAUUGAUGGCUACAUCUUCUGUAUCGGUGUUCACAGAUCUAUGUUAACAUAUGGGCAGUGUUAUCACUGUACCCAUGGCAACCAGUUCUGGUGCAUUUCUGAGAUUGUGGGCUCACCCUUGCAGACAUUGCGUAACAAAAAUGUUAUAUGAGUGUGUGUCUCAUGUUGUGUAUAUUUGCUGUCAAAUAAGAUCUGUCUGAGUAUGUGUAAGCCAUUGGUUGAAUAAAUAGGAUUGAUGAAUAAAUCAUA